This is a messenger RNA of Torulaspora delbrueckii, 5187 nucleotides long. RefSeq lists its product as uncharacterized. Gene Ontology annotation, biological process: long-chain fatty acid biosynthetic process. The transcript has a single exon. Gene Ontology annotation, cellular component: fatty acid synthase complex. The record is from RefSeq and is a predicted model, not a curated record. Bases 1 to 5187 code for a protein of 1728 amino acids. NCBI's taxonomy places the organism in Eukaryota, Fungi, Ascomycota, Saccharomycetes, Saccharomycetales, Saccharomycetaceae. Gene Ontology annotation, molecular function: 3-oxoacyl-[acyl-carrier-protein] synthase activity; 3-oxoacyl-[acyl-carrier-protein] reductase (NADPH) activity; fatty acid synthase activity.
AUGAUAAAAGACGAAUAUAAGGAAGAAUUGGCCGUCACUUUGUUGACUGAACUUUUGGCGUACCAAUUUGCGUUUCCGGUGAGAUGGAUCGAGACACAAGAUGUUUUCAUUAACGAUUUCAAGGCUGAGAGGAUCAUCGAGGUUGGUCCCUCUCCUAUUUUGACCAACAUGGCAGCCAGAACAGUUAGGGCAAACGAAAGUCAUGAGAUGGCCAGGCAUAUGAGAAGAGAGAUUUACUGUACUUCCAAUCAUUUGGAUAAGAUAUAUUAUGGCACGGAACCCGCUGCUAGCACAUCGAGCAAACCUGAAAGUGUAAAGAUCGAAAAGGAAUUGGAGCCUGUGGCUCCCGUUGAGACCGCAAUAAACAAUGUCGUACCGGUGAGUCAACCUCUAAGCACGCAUACCUUUGACUCCAGUGUGACAUUGCAACCCAGACACAUUGUGACCGCUCUGGUUUCUAAUAAGCUUCCAGGUUGCAAAUACGCCGAUCUGAAUAUCAACAAGAGCCUUAAGGAGGUCUCACACGGUAAAUCAACGCUGCAGAAUGAGAUCAAAUCAGAUCUAAUAAAGGAGUUUGUAAACUUAAAGGAUGAUAGUUUUGAAGAUAUCCCAUUAUCUGAGUUGUGUCAAUCAUUGGAACAACAUACACUUGGUGCCGUUACGCUCGCACAAGUUAUCAAAUUCAUGAGUCAAUCUUUGAGUGGUAAGUUCAAGUCCCUCAGCGGGGUGAGAAAUUAUCUAGGAAACGAAUGGUCAAUUGCGGAUUCAAAUCCUAUCCUUCUUUACAUGGCGUACCAGGAUUCUAGCUUCAAAACGAGGAUUUCAUGCGAAACUGAGGCUGCACAUUUUAUCGAUAGCUGCUGUCAGGCUUUCGCGGUAACUGAAAAUAUCAAGGUCAUCACCGCCCAGGCUACCUCGGGUGCUGUAGACCCUGAAGGCGGCGAAGUCAAGCCAGUUAUCAGCGCUGCAGAAUAUGAUGCUUUUAAUGAAGGAUUACAUGGAUUAUACACUCAACAAAGAGAUGUACUCAACAAACGCCUGAUUGUAUCGGAUGACAAGUCUGAGCUACUGAGAAAGGAUUCAGAGCUUCAAACAAUCAAAGACAAAAUGACAGCUUUGGAAGCUGAGUUUGGGGAGUUUUACCUGAAUGAAUCCAUCAAACGCCUCUUUUCUCCCGCCAAGAUUCGUGUAUAUGAUUCUGCUUGGAACUGGUCUCGCCAGGACAUAUUGUUGUUGAUUCAUUCAAAUACACACAAUGCAAAAAAUGGUGUAGAAGCAAAUAUCAGAAGCAUACUGAAUCGAGUGGAUGCAAACUCUCUCAAAAUAUUGCAAUACUACAUUGACAAACAAUGCCGCGAUGACCAAUGGAAAGCUUAUCUUUUGGACGUUUGCCAAAAAUGCAAAGACUCUAUGGAACUGAAACCUUCAUACGCCGAUGACGUUCAAUCAACUAUGGCUUUUCGUAACUCUACCCACAAAAACAUGACCGAGUCAAUAGAACUCAAUUCUGGGUCGUAUGUCAAAGAGAUCGCGCUAGCAACAAGUGUCGAGGAUGUGAAACGCGACACUUCCUUAGUCUCAACAAAACUAGAUAUGGAUUCGUCUUCCUACUACAAGAUCGAGACUGAACUGUUCCGAGUUUAUUCCAAGAUUAUUCAAUACGCACUGGCUGCGAGUAACUCUAACCCAGAUGACCUAUGGGGUCAAUUCGAAUCUUUAUACGAGCAGCUUUUGAUCUUCAUCAAGAAUUCCGAUCAAAUUGCGUCAUACUUCCGUAACAUAGUGAGUGACGCAUUAUCUUCCAUCAACAAGUCGAUGUACGAAAAAGGUGGAGACGUGGUUGUUCAUGACUACGGUGUCGAGAGCUCCUCCGAUGAAGAGUCUGAUAUUGAUAUUAAUUUCGAUGACAAUAAAACCGAGCAUAGUCAGCCUAUUGCUGUUCGUCGCCAACACGAAGCUGCGAAUCAACCUAACAUCGAUCAAUGUUCAAUCCCAGUAGGUGUCAUUCCCUUCUUACACAUCAAGAGACAUUCUAAUAUAAACGAGGAAUGGAUUUAUGACAAGCACUACACACAAAUCUUUCUAUCCAAUCUCUUAAAGAUUGGUUCCAGUGGUUUUUCGCUUGAUAGAAAAACUGCGCUAUUGCUGAUAUCAAACUUGGAAUCUAAAUUAAUUUCUGAAAUUAUCAAGGUUCUGUUGCAGACAGGUGCCACUGUGAUCGUCGCUGUUGGCGAGUUUAGUCGCAAAAUCACACAAAGUCUACAGGAGAUUUAUCAUAAGUUCGGGUCAAAAGAUUCAAAGUUGGUGGUUAUUCCGUUGAAUCAGGCUUCAAAGGUUGAUAUAAAGAAGUUUUGUGAUCAUAUAUAUUCCGAGUACGAUGAUAUUGACUUCCUGCUGCCUCUCAACGUGCAUGAAUCCGAAAAUAAAAUAACAUCUUUGAGUUCCCAGGACGAAGUUACUUUACGGUCUGUAUCCAUAAACCUUUUGCGCCUUUUGGGACAUCUAGUCGAAGCAAAGGAAGCCAAGCAGAUGCAAACCAGACCAACUUUCGUACUGCUACCCUUAUCGCCAUUACUGGGAUCCAAAGGAGCAAGCGGAACCCUUUCGGAGUCCUACGCAUUCCUGAACAAGACCUUAAACAGAUGGCAAAUCGAGGGGUGGAAGGAUCACUUGAGUAUUUGUGGUUGUAUGUACGGCUGGACCGACGAAGACAAAACAGAUCCUGUUCUAAAUAAAGGUUUGGACAAACUGGGUAUACGGACGUUCUCGCCAGCUGAGACGGCAUUUAAUGUCUUAGGUUUAUUGACAUAUGAAAUUGUCACGGAAGCUCAUAGCACUCCGCUUGUAGCGGACCUAAAUGGUGGCUUACACACUCUGCCAAACAUUUUGCCUGUGCUGCAGGCGCUAAAAUCUGAUUUGGUUGACCAGUUGAGCCUCGAAAACGUCCUGAAUGAGGAAAAGGUUUCUGACGAUCAGCUAUGUGGGAAUUCAACCGCGCGUUCAGGCUCAGAGAUAAACCCAAGAGGUAACAUAAAUUUACAGUACCCAGAGCUACACGCGUAUCAAACCUUGAGAGAUGAAUUCAAUGGUUCAAAAAUUGGAGGUCUUGUUGAUCCUUCAGGCUUAGUGGUGAUUACUGGUUUCUCAGAAAUUGGUCCAUGGGGCAAUGCUAGAACGAGAUGGGAAAUGGAGAGCACUGGUGUAUUUUCCCUGGAGGGAUGCAUUGAAAUGGCUUGGAUUAUGGGUCUCAUAAAGUACAAACAGAAAGCUGACUUCAACGGCUGGAUUGAUGCUCAAACUUUGGAGCCUGUAGAUGGUCUGCAGAUAAAGGAAAAGUAUGAAAUGAGAAUUUUGGAGCACACUGGUAUUCGUAUUAUCGAACCCAAACUAUUUGAUGGGUAUAACCCUUCAAAGAAACAGAUGCUUCAGGAAGUGAUCAUUGACCAGGAUUUGCAGCCAAUCCAAACAUCCGCUGAAGUUGCAGAGCAAUAUAAACUAGAACAAGGUGAUAUGGUCGAUGUCUUCCCCAUUGAAGAUGACCAAUGUAUGGUCAAGUUCGUGAGAGGGGCCUCGCUUUACAUCCCUAAAGCUCUGGAUAUCGAAAGAAUGGUUGCUGGUCAAGUGCCAACUGGUUGGAAUGCUGAAGCAUAUGGUAUACCAAGCGAUAUCACUUCUCAGGUUGAUCCUACAACCCUUUUUGCUUUGGUUUCUACUGCUGAAGCUUUGAUUGCGUCAGGGAUAACAGAUCCUUAUGAAAUGUAUGAGUAUGUCCACGUUUCGGAAGUGGGCAAUUGUAUUGGGUCAGGUAUUGGCGGUAUGAAGUCUCACGAGUUGAUGCAAGUGCACAGAACGAGGGAAGAAAUGGUGCAAAACGAUAUUCUACCGGAGACUUUCAUCAAUGUCAUUGCGGCGUGGAUUAAUAUGCUGUUGCUGUCUUCUAGUGGUCCAAUCAAAACACCAGUAGGCGCUUGCGCAACUGCUGUUGAGUCCCUUGAAUCUGGAUACGAGACAAUUAUCUCAGGAAAGGCCAAGAUAUGUUUUGUUGGUGGUGUGGAUGACUUUCAUGGGAAUAUAUCCCAUGAAUUUGCUAACAUGGGCGCUACUUCCAACUCAACUGAUGAAGCCAAAAGAGGACGUGAACCUAAGGAAAUGUGCAGACCUGCUACUUCUACGAGGAAUGGUUUCAUGGAAUCACAAGGGGCAGGUGUCCAGGUUCUCAUGAGAGGAGAUUUAGCUGUUAAAAUGGGUGUACCAAUUUAUGGGGUUGUGGGCAUGACUGCGACUGCUUCUGACAAAAUUGGUAGAUCUCUACCAGCACCUGGCAAAGGUGUUUUGACAGCCGCCAGAGAGAGUGAGCACAAACCAAAGUAUGGUGCUUCUAAACUAAAUGUCGCUUAUAGAAAAAGACAACUCCAAUACAGAUUAAAAGAGAUCGAAAGAUGGGUGGAAGACGAGCUCUGCAUGGGCGCAGACCCAGAUAUCACUCGUGAGCUGGCAGAAGACCAGUUGCAAAGGGCGAAAAUGCACUGGGGUACAGAUUUUUACAAAAACGAUCCCACAAUUGCACCGCUCAGAGGUGCAUUGAACGUUUUUGGUCUAUCAAUUGACGAUCUGAGAGUUGCCUCCUGUCACGGUACAUCUACGAAGGCCAACGAGAAGAAUGAAUCACAGAUUUUGAACAAGAUGAUGGCUCAUUUGGGUAGGGCUGAAGGCAAUCCACUCGUUGCCGUUUUCCAAAAAGCCCUAACAGGCCAUCCUAAAGGUGCGGCUGGUGCUUGGAUGUUGAAUGGCUGUCUUCAGAUCAUGAAUAGCGGCAUCAUUCCUGGUAAUAAAAAUGCUGACAACAUCGACAACCAAUUUGAAGAAUAUAAGUAUUUGGUUUAUCCUUCGCGUGCAAUUGCUGUGGAUACCGUCAAAGCAUGCUGUCUCACUUCAUUUGGGUUUGGUCAAAAGGGUGCAAUGGCUUUGGUAAUUAAUGCAAACUUUUUAUUGGCAUGCUUAACAGAAGAUGAAUACCAAACUUAUCGUCGCAAGAGGUCUGAAAGAGAGAGAAGUGCUCAUAAAUAUUACAACGAUGGUCUGGUAAGAAACAAGCUUGUCCAGGUCAAAUCUGAGGCACCUUUCUCAAAAGAGGACGAGGAGCAAUUUUAUUUAAACCCACUAGCCAGGGUGAAGCUUACCGUUUGA